Molecule: messenger RNA, 894 nt
Organism: Porites evermanni
Lineage: Eukaryota; Metazoa; Cnidaria; Anthozoa; Scleractinia; Poritidae
Source: the annotation of a GenBank genome assembly
AUGGCGAACGCAACUGGAAAUAUUUGCUCUGGACCAAAACGCCCUCGACCUUCAGAUUCGUCGGAUCCAGAGCCAAAUCCAGUGUAUAGCUCUCCCAGCAGCCUAGACUCCACUAUCGAAACUGUCCUUAGAAAGGCAGUUCGCAUGCGAGUUGAUGCCGAUAAAGCCCACUCCAGUCUCAUUGGCAGGAUUAAACUACUGGAGGAACACGCAGCUCAAGGCACUUCUCCAUCUGGCCUCAGGAUAAAAAAAGUCCAAGCAAAAGGUCAAAACGUGGAAGCACUUCAAGCCAAAUUUGACGGCAUUAUCCGCGAGGCAGAAGUACAAUUGCUGGAGGCUACAAUUGAUCAUCUCCGCUCCGAGGUUAAGGAUCAUCAGGAGGCAAUCCGUGCUACUACUGCCAAUAUAGAUGGCACUAUUGCGCGCUGGAAGGAACAGCUUCUGAAGAACGAUAUCUCGAACGCAAAAGCGACCAGUCUCGUAGAGGCCGCCGUAGCAUUUGUGGAGAAGUUAUCCAAAGAUACCGCGGUCUCGCAGGCUUCCAAAGCCCUCCAAGCGGAGAUAACCCGAACGGCAAAAAACAGAAGUCAGGCAAUGAUGGACGAUAGCGAGGUUUUCGUUGCCUCGGAAGAGUCUAUUAGAGAUAUUAUUCGAAACGAGCUCCGCGGUCUUACUUCAGGCACUACAAGCCCUAACGAGGAAAACCGGCAGCGGAAAGUUUCCAUAUCCGAAAGAAGGAAUAAUGGCAAGUCGAAAGGCAAGUCACGUCGAAGUAGAUCCACAAGUCGCGGUCAAGCCCAGCAACGCCAAAGGUCAACCUCUGCCAAACGGUCUAACCGACCUCAAAAGUGGUCAAAAAACUCCCGAGGAAAAGGUUCAGGCCACGUAAAAUAG